CUCGCAUAUGUCCUCAUCAUCUCUUUAGCUGCCCUCCCCUCCGCCGCCAAGAUCCGUUAAGACUAGACUUUCCUCAUCGCUGCCGCCGCCCGCCGCCUUCUCCUCCUCCUCCUCCCGGCGACCUAGAGAGAGGGGCAGGGAAGAGAAGGGCGCGACGCCGGCUGUCGAGUAGGCGGGCCGGCGGGCGGAGAUGUUUCUGGUGGACUGGUUCUACGGGGUGCUGGCGUCGCUGGGGCUGUGGCAGAAGGAGGCCAAGAUCCUCUUCCUCGGCCUCGACAACGCCGGCAAGACCACGCUCCUCCACAUGCUCAAGGAUGAGAGAUUGGUCCAGCAUCAGCCUACACAGUAUCCAACUUCUGAAGAGCUGAGCAUCGGGAAGAUCAAGUUCAAGGCAUUUGAUUUAGGAGGACAUCAGAUUGCUCGCCGUGUUUGGAAGGAUUACUAUGCUAAGGUGGAUGCAGUGGUCUACCUUGUGGAUGCCUAUGACAAGGAGCGGUUUGCUGAGUCAAAGAAGGAGCUAGAUGCGCUCCUAUCAGAUGACUCCCUGGCCACUGUCCCAUUCCUGAUCCUGGGGAACAAGAUCGACAUCCCUUAUGCCGCUUCAGAGGAGGAACUCCGUUAUCACAUGGGGCUGAGCAACUUCACCACUGGCAAGGGCAAGGUUAACCUGGGCGAGUCUAACGUCCGCCCCCUGGAGGUGUUCAUGUGCAGCGUUGUUCGCAAGAUGGGGUACGGCGAUGGGUUUAAGUGGGUGUCACAGUACAUCAACUAGUGUUAGCUAGCUACCGUGGUACUCCCUGUACCUUAGCUACCACAAGAGAGAUAGGGAGCCACCUGCCUGGUCAUGGUUGUUCAUGGUGCCAGUACAUAUGUGUUCAUGGAAGUAGUGCAAAAUCUGGGAUCUUGUGCCAGAUUUUUCGUCUGUUACAGUGUGAUGAUCGUGGAAGAGGAGCACCUUUUAUAUACUUCAUUGCUGGAGCUCUUUAUUUCUUGCUGUC
Sorghum bicolor (sorghum) is the source of this 998-nucleotide messenger RNA. Its product is annotated as GTP-binding protein SAR1A. Gene Ontology annotation, biological process: vesicle organization; membrane organization; endoplasmic reticulum to Golgi vesicle-mediated transport. The record is from RefSeq and is a predicted model, not a curated record. Gene Ontology annotation, molecular function: GTPase activity; GTP binding. Gene Ontology annotation, cellular component: COPII vesicle coat; endoplasmic reticulum exit site. Lineage: Eukaryota; Viridiplantae; Streptophyta; Magnoliopsida; Poales; Poaceae. Bases 191 to 772 code for a protein of 193 amino acids. The transcript is spliced from 3 exons.